This is a messenger RNA of Mangifera indica (mango), 1823 nucleotides long. RefSeq names its product acetolactate synthase small subunit 2, chloroplastic-like. Gene Ontology annotation, biological process: L-valine biosynthetic process. Gene Ontology annotation, cellular component: cytosol. The transcript is spliced from 12 exons. Bases 149 to 1603 code for a protein of 484 amino acids. NCBI's taxonomy places the organism in Eukaryota, Viridiplantae, Streptophyta, Magnoliopsida, Sapindales, Anacardiaceae. Gene Ontology annotation, molecular function: acetolactate synthase activity; acetolactate synthase regulator activity. The record is from RefSeq and is a predicted model, not a curated record.
CCGAAAUUGUCGAAAGAAAGAAAGAAAGAAAUUUCAUUCUCUCCUCUUUGCUACGGCGGCGAAGAGUUAAAUUACCACUAUACUUAUUCCUUUUUAACUUUCAUAGACUUCCCGCUAUCUCUCUGUUAUUCUUCUUCUUGGCUCUCUAAUGGCGGCCAUUUCAACUCUAAACUCGCCAGCCCACUUCCCGAAAGCUUCUUCAGACUUUAAUCUCCCUCUUUCCAUCUCAAAGUCUUCGCCUUUUUCACCGCCUCUUUCGUUUUCAAUCUCCAAAUUUAACAGGAGAUUUCAUAAGUCCAAGAGUUUGGUGGUCUCUGCAGCAACUGUUGAUAAUACUAUCAAUAAUAGCUCCUUUCCUGCCCCGUCAGCCACCCGCUCGAAGGUUAGACGGCACACGAUUUCUGUGUUUGUAGGUGAUGAAAGUGGAAUGAUAAAUCGUAUUGCUGGAGUCUUUGCAAGAAGGGGAUAUAACAUUGAGUCCCUUGCUGUUGGUCUGAACAAGGACAAGGCACUCUUCACCAUAGUUGUCUCAGGAACUGACAAAGUGCUGCAGCAAGUUGUGGAGCAGCUUCAGAAACUUGUUAAUGUUUUGAAGGUUGAAGAUCUCUCAAAUGAGCCCCAGGUAGAACGUGAACUAAUGCUUAUAAAAGUAAAUGCCUAUCCAGAAUAUCGUGCUGAGAUCAUGUGGCUGGUGGACAUAUUUAGAGCGAAAAUUGUGGAUAUCUCUGAACACUCAGUAACAAUUGAGGUGACUGGAGAUCCAGGGAAGAUGGUUGCUGUGGAAAGGAAUUUAAGCAAGUUUGGAAUCCAAGAAAUUGCAAGAACCGGAAAGAUUGCCUUGAGAAGGGAAAAAAUUGGCGCUUCUGCUCCAUUCUGGCGAUUUUCAGCAGCUUCAUACCCUGAUCUUGAAGGACCAACAUCAGUUAGUGGUCUUAAGGGGAGAGGAGAUAAAUCAUAUACUGGUGGAACUGAUGCAUCUGCACGGGGAGAUGUGUAUCCAGUGGAAUCGGAUGAUGUCUUUCCAUUUAAUCAAGUGCUUGAUGCUCACUGGGGUGUCCUUAAUGAUGAAGAUACAAGCGGACUCCAAUCACAUACUCUUUCGAUACUUGUAAAUGAUUCUCCGGGAGUUCUUAAUGUUGUUACAGGGGUUUUUGCUCGAAGGGGCUAUAACAUUCAGAGUUUGGCAGUUGGACAUGCAGAAACAGAGGGGCUUUCACGAAUUACUACUGUUGUUCCUGGUACAGAUGAAUCAGUUAGCAAGUUGGUGCAGCAACUUUAUAAGCUAAUAGAGAUACAUGAGGUUAAAGAUCUUACUCAUUUGCCAUUUGCCGAACGAGAAUUGAUGAUGAUAAAGAUUGCUGUAAAUGCUACUGCUCGGCGAGAUGUCCUCGACAUUGCCAGCAUCUUUAGGGCCAAAGCUGUUGACGUGUCCGAUCAUACAAUAACUCUUGAGCUCACAGGAGAUUUGGACAAGAUGGUUGCACUGCAGAGAUUGUUAGAGCCUUAUGGAAUUUGCGAGGUGGCGCGGACAGGGCGGAUAGCAUUGGUACGUGAAUCAGGCGUGGAUUCUAGGUAUCUCCGUGGAUAUUCAUUUCCUCUCUAAUUUGUGGACUAGAAAAAGUUCUAUUUGUAUUAUAGGUUAAUAGGAGUGCUCGUUCACACAAAGGAAAUUUUGUAGGUUUCGUAUGGAUUGUUUAGUUUGUGGAUUUUCUUCUGGUUUUAAUUGCUCUUGUUUUUCAACUCAGCAGUCGAACUUUGGAAUUAGUUUACCAACCAAAUUACUUGGUUAAAGCAAAUAAUGAAACAUGUUUCGGCUUGCUCUA